GAGGAUGAGACGCAUCACUGACCGUGGCUUUCAUCCAAUCCGCAUCAUUUGACGCUGGCGCAGCGUUUGACUCGCAGCAUGUUGACUCAAACACCACCGAACUGUGUCCAAAAGUGACUCAGAACUGCGCUUUGGUGUUUUUGACACUGCACCUGCUCCGGAUAAUCUCGUUACGAUGACAUUCAUAAACACCUCCUUAGAUUUAUUCUCGCAGUUUUAUCUCUUUCAGAAUUUCUCUACGUUUUUUAAUUUCUCUUUGGACGCGAUGUACGAGAGAGGAUCGAAUUACGAGUCUGAAUCCCACAGACCGACUAUCAGAGCGCUGCUCGUCGUCUCAUAUUCCGUUAUUAUCUUCAUCUCGCUUUUCGGAAACGUGGUGGUUUGUCACGUUGUUAUUAAGAAUAAAAGAAUGCACUCAGUGACAAGUUUGUUCAUCAUGAAUUUAGCCAUUGCUGACAUCCUUAUAACUCUCCUCAACACUCCUUUUACACUGGUUCGGUUUGUUUACAGUACAUGGGUGUUCGGGAAGGUGAUGUGCCAUGUGAGCCGCUUUGCACAGUAUUGUUCUGUCCAUGUCUCUGUUCUUACACUGGUUGCCAUCGCCAUUGAUAGACACCAGGUGGUGAUGCAUCCAAUGAAACAGCGGAUGUCUCGGCUUCAGGGCGUAUCCUGGAUCGGUGCCAUCUGGCUGAUGGGGUCCUGCUUCUCUUUACCUCAUGCCAUCUACCAGAAACUGCUGCGCUUUGAAUUCAUCAAUAACAGAGUACGGAUGGUAUGUCUGCCCAGCUUCCCUCAUCCCUCUGAUCUCUUCUGGAAAUAUCUGGAUCUUGCCUCCUUUGUCCUCCUCUACGUGUUGCCUUUAGCUAUUAUUUCCUUAUCAUACCUCGUGGUGGCCAAGAAGGUUUGGUUCCGGAAUGCCGUCGGUGAUGUCACACUGGCUCAAUCGGUCGCUCAUCGCAGGAGGAAGAAGACGACUUUGAAAAUGCUGAUCGCAGUGGUGGCUGUGUUUGCAGUCUGCUGGUUUCCUCUAAACUGUUACGUUGUACUGCUGUCAAGUAAAAUGAUCCAGGCUAAUAAUGCCUUGUACUUUACUUUCCACUGGCUGGCCAUGAGCUCUACCUGCUAUAACCCCUUCAUAUACUGUUGGCUCAAUCACAGUUUUCGUGCGGAACUCAGAGCCCUGCCUCUAAUUGGCCGUAUUGUCAAGGGCAAUGCCAUCCAGCAAUCCUAAGGAAGCGCCCAAGAUUUC
Molecule: messenger RNA, 1249 nt
Organism: Rhinichthys klamathensis goyatoka
Lineage: Eukaryota; Metazoa; Chordata; Actinopteri; Cypriniformes; Leuciscidae
Gene: gpr83
Product: G protein-coupled receptor 83
Exons: 4
Coding region: 176-1231 (351 amino acids)
Biological process (GO): neuropeptide signaling pathway
Cellular component (GO): membrane
Molecular function (GO): neuropeptide Y receptor activity
Source: RefSeq, a predicted model, not a curated record